GGAAAGUAUUUCAAUGUGACCUGCGUCCGCCAUGCUGCUUUAACAGUACUGCACGCGCUCUCACACACUCACACACACACUCACACACACACACACACACACACACACACACACUGCAAUCCGGUGCUUAUCAGCGAAAGUCAGCCAGCUUCCCGACGGAGAGGUGAAGGCGCGAUGGCGGAAGAUAUUCAGCAGAAACUUCAACAGUACCGCACGGCUCCAUUCGACGCCCGUUUCCCAAACCAGAACCAGACCAGGAACUGCUGGCAGAACUACCUGGAUUAUCACCGAUGCCAUAAAGCACUGGAGGCCAAAGGGGUGGACGUGGCUCCCUGCGACUGGUACAAGAGGGUGUAUAAAUCACUGUGCCCUAUUUCCUGGAUUGAGAAGUGGGACGCACAGCGUGAUGAUGGAACUUUUCCAGGGAAGAUCUGAAGAUCUCUCUCCGUCCUCCUCCCCAUCAUCCUGAAGGGAAAUGUGUGUGUGUAUACGUGACUUGACCCUGUUCCCCUGCCGAGUGGGACCUGAGCUACAUUUCCCACGAUGCACCUGUGGCUCAGCAGGGCAGGGUGAAUCUGUAUAGUCAUUCCUAAUUACAGUGAAAUCUUUGUGUUGCAGCUUGUGUAUUAAAGCUCUCAGGCCUUGUAACACCA
Messenger RNA from Pangasianodon hypophthalmus (striped catfish), 653 nucleotides. RefSeq names its product cytochrome c oxidase subunit 6B1. Lineage: Eukaryota; Metazoa; Chordata; Actinopteri; Siluriformes; Pangasiidae. The record is from RefSeq and is a predicted model, not a curated record. The coding region runs from base 175 to 435 and encodes 86 amino acids. Gene Ontology annotation, cellular component: mitochondrion; respiratory chain complex IV. The transcript is spliced from 4 exons.